This is a messenger RNA of Corylus avellana, 1627 nucleotides long. Its product is annotated as SNF7 family protein. The record is from RefSeq and is a predicted model, not a curated record. Gene Ontology annotation, biological process: vesicle budding from membrane; late endosome to vacuole transport via multivesicular body sorting pathway. NCBI's taxonomy places the organism in Eukaryota, Viridiplantae, Streptophyta, Magnoliopsida, Fagales, Betulaceae. Gene Ontology annotation, cellular component: multivesicular body; cytoplasmic side of plasma membrane; ESCRT III complex.
AGGAGGAGUUGGAAGAGAGCAGCGCAAAAAUGGAGAGCGGGUCGGUGGGGGAAUUCAUAAGAACGGAGGUGGCCGACUGGGACGACGAAGCGGUGGCCACGGCCCGGUUCAAGGCAUUUAGCGGACAGAAAUCUGAUUGGGAAGCGAAGUACGAAUUCUGGAAGUUUCUAAUUCUCAAAAUCGCUCGCCGUUUCGGCCUUCUCGUCAUCCGCCCUCUCGACGUGAAGAACAAUUGGUUCAAUCGCGGAGGCUUGACCCCUCUGUGCCUCGACCAGGUUUUGAUGGAGAUGUACAGUGAAGGUGAAAUCGUACGAAUGGGCGAUCUUCUGGACCCAACCAGUGGGUCACUUUCCCUUCUCUUGAGAAAGGUUGGACGAAACUUGAUGCGUAUUAGACCCGCCUCCACACCAUCCCUACAAGCUCUCUCACAAGAUCACCUCGUACUCACCACUCUCUUGAAGGAAAAAUCUGUACAAGUUGUGAAACACUUGUGUGAAAGUAACUGGACCUGUUCGUGCGUUGUAACUAUGAGUAAGUUCCAUGACAUUUGUGGAGGUCCGGAGGAAGCAUCCGCGGUCUUGUCCCACCUCUCCGAAACCGGGAAAGCACGCUAUCUCUCAGUCCAUAAGAAGGAAUUCCUUGAGGGCAUAAAAGUUUCCUUGUCACCGGCACCAGUUUCUAAGAUUUCGAAUUUUGAUUAUGAUGUUCUACAUUUGGUUUGGACGACAGAAAGGCUUCAGCAACAACAUAACGUCAUUGACCGACGUUGUGAAAUGUCAAGAAAAUCAGCCUUAGCUUCUUUGAGUUCUGGGAACAAGAAAGCGGCACUUCGGCAUGCAAGGGAGUUAAAACUAGCCACUGAGGCUAGAGAAAAAUGUAUAUCACUUCUGAACAGAGUGGAGGAAGUCCUUAGUGUUAUUGCAAAUGCUGAAUCCACAAAAAAGGUCUCUGAAGCCAUCCAGAUUGGUGCUCAAGCAAUGAAGGAAAAUAGGAUCAGCGUGGAGGAAGUUGAGUUCUGUCUACAAGAACUUGAUGAGAGCAUUGAGUCACAAAAGCAAGUUGAUAAAGCUCUUGAGGCAACUCCUUCGUACACUGAUAUUGAAGAUGAAGACAUUGAAGAAGAAUUCAAAAAAUUGGAGUUGGAAGUUGGAAGUGGAAACCUUCAAGUUCCAAGCCCCAAAGUUGGGGUGGAUAGUGCAGGAGGACAAGCAGAGCCAUUAGAGUCUGCUGAAUCUUUGAGCGCUGCAAUGUCAAAUCUCAGUCUUGCAGAGAAUUCCAACAGGGAAUCAGGAAUCAAGAAUGGUAUGGUAGCAAUGAGAAAGAAGACAUCAACAAAUGCUGAGCUUGAAGCUGCUUAGUCAAUUCUUUUCGUUUACCAGAGCCAUUGUGACGAAUUUUUUGGUACUUAAGUGGGUAAUCAUUGGAUUGGGAAUUUUUUUUAAUUUUUUUUUAAAAUGUAGUCAAUGUAUAUAAUACUCCCAACAUUCUUUUGUGCAAUUGAAGGUGUGUAUGUAUCCCAAGGAAGUUGUAAUGGGUAUAACUUCUGCUGUUAUCUAAAACCUAUUUUGAUGAUAAACUCCAACAAUGCCAUGUGUGCCGGGCGACUGCCAGCCCAUAAUGUUAGUGC